GCCGUAUCGAUGUGUCGUGCUCUGACUAAAACGAUAGUUAUUAUCUAACUGACGGAAGAUCGGGAAUCACGUUCCCAUCACAGAUGAUCUAAGACUUCAUGACGGAGUCCAUUUGAGCCUAGUCCGAGGAGACAAGGACCGGAGAGGCAAGGCAGACGUGAUCCUGGAGAGAACAUGCCGAUGGUCAGCAGGAAUUGAUCGCACCAUCGAUUGAAGUUACCGGAGUUGAUGUCAAUGCCGAUGGUGACGUGGGUCCGGAUGUUGAUGACGGCAACCGCCUAGGCAUGCAUGUUCAGAAGGGCCAGUGCCUUGUGUAACAGCAUGGUGGAGUGGAGGUCGAGGGGCACUGGAGCGGUGCCGAAAGACUCCGCAUCGGUAGAGGCAGUGAUGGUGGCACGCGCUAGGGCCUCGCUAGCGCGCUGGGCUGCAGCGUCAUGGUCCUUGGUGGCGACCGCGGCCUCCUCUUUGGCCUGAAGGGUGCACGCUAAAGCAGCGUCGCGCGUGGCCUAGUGCUUGAGAUCAAGGCGCUAGGCGGCAGCGGCGGCCUCACUAGCCUUCUCUUGGGCGAGGCACUGGUUGAGCUGCUCGACUUGGGCGGCGAUGAGGGAGGGAGUGGUGACAGUAGCAAAGGCGGCAGCGACCAAGGCAGCGUCAUCUCCAGACUUCGGGUAGACGGGGGGUGGCUGGCAUGACGGUGUGCCACAGGGAAGUGCUGGUGCUGGGUUGGCGCUGCACGCCGAGGAGCCGGUGCGUGAGAAUAGGCAGCGGAAAGAAAAGACCUAGGCUGUUGAUACCAUGAAAGUGAGUAUGGCUCAAGAAUUAUAGUAGAUUGAGUCAUAUGUGUACAGAAGGGUACAAUAUAUAGGCAAGGAUCGUGUAGGGUUUAUAGUGUUAACUAUGAAGACUUAUAUUAUAGGCCUGUAGGCCCAUCGGUCUCGCCCAUGAGGCUGUCUAGACCUAUAUAUACUCCUUGCCAUCUCUCUUGAGAGUUUAUGCUCUCAGAUCCCUAAGAUACGUAACAUGGUACCAAAGCUAUGGAUUAGGGUUAGGAUUAGCCUCAUCUAAUUCACCCACGAUCCAAUUUUUUUUCUUGGGAUCCUUUCCUCUGCUUUGUGCGGCCCAUCGUCACGCCUCUGCUUUGUGCGGCCCGUCAUCGCGCCUUCGUCGUUCGCCGUCCGCCGUCGCCUUCGUCGUUCGCCGUCCGCCGUCUGCGCCUUCGUUGGCCGUGCGUCUCCGCGAGAAUCACGCGCGGACCCGGUCACGCGGAUCGCAGGGGGCUUCACACGAGGACCCGGUCCGUCCACGCGGAUCGCGGGGGGGCUUCACGUGCACGCGUGGACGUCCGCCGUCGCGCGAGUCGCGCCUUCUAGUGCGGACCCGACCCGUCGCGCGCGGCCCGUCUCCUUCACGCGGACGCGACGGUCGCGGUCUUCACGCGCGGAACCCGGACGCGACGCGCGGUCUUCCACGCGCGACACUCCACUGCAUGCGCGGAUCAGAUCGCAGGGCGACUUCUUUCGGGCGACUUCUUCAGUCUUCGUGGCUGUCUUCGUGGAACUCUCCUGUCUUCUCAAGAACGGAGUUCUGCUCAGUUUGCGGUGAUAUCCCUCUCACUUCUUCGUCUUCAACUGCUAGUGCUCAGAUUCCAUCAUGUCUCAGUCUCAGUCUCAUCAUUCUGCUAUUGUUAUCAACAUCACACUGGAUGGUUAGAACUAUUUAGAGUGGGCUUUUACUGUUGAAACUGCGGUCUUUAUUUUCAUUUGACUGAUGAUCCACCAACUCUUAAGUCUGAUAAUAGUAAUGCUGCUGCUAUCAAAACUUGGGAAAUCAAUGAUGGGAAAGUCAUGGCUGCUAUGGUUAACAGUGUUAAACAAACCAUGAUUAUGAGCCUGCGCAAGUUUAAGCAAGCCAAACCUAUGUGGUCUUAUCUGAAGGACCGCUAUGUCCAGGAGAGUGGUGCUCGUCAACAUACUCUUAUGCGGCAGCUUCAUGUUAUUGAACAGAAAGACAUGUCCAUUGAUGAGUAUUAUUCUGCCUUUGAUCGUUUGAUGGGUUCUUUGAUUUCCAUGGUGCCUCAGUGUAUAGCAGGUCAGAACUAUACAGCACUCUCAUUUAUUGAGCAGUUCCUUACCUACAGAUUUGUCAUGGGAGUGAAGGCAGAGUUUGAUUCUAUCCGUACCAGAUUACUUCAUACUUCCUCUACUCUGACCAUGGCAAAGGCAUUGUCUGAACUGCUUGCUGAAGAGACACGUCUUCAGGCUCUGUCUACUGUGCCUAACCCUCACAGUGUGUUGGCAGCUUCUCAUCAGCGGACUACUGCAUUAAAAGAACCCUGUAAGCAUUGUGGAAGGACUAAUCAUAGUUUAGAUAAUUGUUUUGCUAAGCAUCCAGAGAAGCUGGCUGACUUUCGUGCUCGUCAUGCUGCUCGUGGUCGUGGUACUUCUUCCACUCCUAGAGGUUCAGCUAGUGGCACUGUUUCUGUGGCUGCUUCCUCGACUGUUGGUACUCCCUCGUCCUGGGUGCUUGAUUCUGGAGCCUCCUUUCACGUGACAUCUGAUCAGUCCCAGUUGGUUGCAUGCAAGCCGGUCACUGAUGGCACUUCCAUUCAGACAGGUGACGGUACUUCUUGUCAUAUUACUCAUCAGGGUUCACUUUGCAAUAAUUAUUUUUCUGUACCAAAUGUUUCCUAUGUACCUCAGUUGUCUAUGAAUCUUCUGUCAGUUGGUCAAGUUACCGACCAGACAUUUUUUGUUGGCUUUGAUGACUCAUCUUGUUUUAUUCAGGACCGUCGCAGCGGGAAAGUGAUUGGGACUGGCCAUCGCCGUAAAGGUUGGUCCACGAUAUAAUCUUCGAGAUCGUAGCUCUAUUCAUCCUGCAGACAAGUAUGGUUUUCCUCAUGUCAAUGCUAUUGUUGAUGAGCCAUCCACUUAUCAAGAAGCUGCUUGUAUUCCCGAAUGGCAGCU
Sorghum bicolor (sorghum) is the source of this 2963-nucleotide messenger RNA. RefSeq lists its product as uncharacterized. The record is from RefSeq and is a predicted model, not a curated record. The transcript is spliced from 2 exons. Bases 1845 to 2846 code for a protein of 333 amino acids. NCBI's taxonomy places the organism in Eukaryota, Viridiplantae, Streptophyta, Magnoliopsida, Poales, Poaceae.